GCAGCACAGAACCUGGGCUCCACUGCGAAAAAAGGAACAAAAUUCUCAGUUUGCACCGAAAGGUUUUCUCAGGCGGACGCGAGAAUACGGGAGUCCUCGUUGGCGGAUUUGUUGUGGUUUUGUUUUUUUGUUGUUUGUUUGGAGCAGGACGGUUCCCGGGAAAGCUCGCGGGUUGAGAGAUUCGUGGCAGGGUGACGUUUCGAAAGCGUGCGGUUCGGUCCAGCUGUAGCGGUCACCCCGUGCGCUCCUCACCGGAGCGAUUCCAGCAACUGGGAGCUUCCGGACCCGGGGUCACCCUGUGUAUCGGGGCCGCAGGCCAAGUCCACACCCGCGAGACCAAAUCUGCGCCCAAAAUCUGCCUCCGUACCGGCCGCGGUCCACGGUGAAGAUUCUUCCCCCCCUGGGGAGGGAGCGCCCGCUCCUGCCUCACCCGCGCGCCUCUCGCGGUCAUCUCAUGAAUUAAUAAAUUAUCGAGACCUGUCUCGCGCGCGGUUUCGUGGCCCCGAACUCCGCGCUCGUUUUCCCCUCGUUCCCCCCCGUCGGCUGGAGACACGGAACACGAAGUCUCUGGACGACGCAGAAGGAGAAAAGAUAAAUAAAGUGAUCCGAAAGAGAAUCGCCGAGGCGAACGAAGCGCUGCAGCGGGAAGAAGAAGAACAAGAAGAAAGUCCGGUAAAGCAAGAAGAAGUAGCAUGAAAAAUGAUGCAAUUAUAUAAUUAAGAAGUUUGAAAUAUUUUUGUCUGUGUGUGAUGUGAAGCGAAGCAAAAAGAGUCGUGUUUGUUGGUGGAGUCCUUUUUUUUCGGGGCAGAUCUUCUCAGGUUUCGCUGGCGGAAUCGCGGUGCUUUACCUACAUCGAAGAACCUCAGGGGAAGAAACGUAUUCCCCGUGCGAUUAAGAUCGAUAUCGCGCGCGCUCUUAAGCAGCGCGGCCUCCACGUGGGCUCCAACAUGGCGCCAAACGAGUCGGGCAGACAACUGCAACUGGCGGUUUUGGCUGCGGCGGUGGUUUGUUGUUGUUUACAGCUGACCGGUGCAGUAGGCGCUGAAACUACGGUGCCGUCGGAAGUUGUGCGAAAUGGCGAGGACGGGCGCAGGAAUAGUAGCGGAACGGUGACGUCGUCAGCGACGGCGGUGCCAGCGGAGUCCGGUGCUGACCGGGUUCAGUUGAAGCAGUGUCGGGAGAAUUGCUUGAAGAAGCACUCCACAAAGGAAUCACUUUGCGCCCAACGCAGGGACUGCUCUCUGUGCCAAUCGAAAUGUUCCUCCAGCUCCUCGCCACACCCCGCCGGCACCCUCACCCUAGUCCUGCUCCAGAUGAUCCGGAACGACUCCCUCGUAACGGCGGACGUGGCCUGGGUCUCGAUCGUGACCAACCCAACCGCCAAAUCUCCUCCCUCCCAGCAGCAACAGCAACACCAAUGCCUCGUCACGUGGGAGGUUUCCGGUGGUGGCCUGAUGGGCAACCUCCUGACCGAAUCCUCCAGCGUGCAGCUGUCCCUGUGGCCGGAAACCAACUACCGCGUGCAGGUCACCUGUCGGAACAAGAACACCGACUCCCUCAUCCGGUCGGCCCCCAUCAUCCUAAACACUUCGGGUGCCACAAUCGUAACAACAACAACAACGCCGUCCAGCAGUUCAGAACCAUCAACUCCACAACUUGAACCUGGCCCCGCAUCCAGAAAUCCGGCUCUGACAACAAUGUGGCCAAUAACGCGCCAAAGCCAGCAGGACAUCAUUCUACUGGGGGUGUUUGUGGCCGCGCUGACCUUCCUGCUGAUCCUCCUCACGGUGGUCAUCUUCGUCAAGCGGAAACGACUCACCGGAGCUGGCGUUGAGGCGGACAAGGAAGUCCUCGUGGAAGGGGACAGCAGCGGGGACGAGGGCACGAUGGUGGAGAUUUUGCACGUUUAAUGUGUUCUGAGCGCGGGGAGAAAUGGGAGAGUGUUCAAAGUCAAUAGAAGAUAAGCAAUAGUAGUGUAAGGUUAAGGAGAGAUUUUAUUAUAACUUCAAGAGAUGUAAAUAGUUACUAACAAAUAAUGCUCAAAUUUACUUAAUAGAUGAGGUAGCUUCAAAAAAAAAUAAACUUAACAAAAAAGCUUCGAUUACUAUCGAAAAACGCGAUUCGUCGAUGGCAGCGGAAGAUUCCCUCGAAUCUCGCGUCUGAUUUAUGAAGUUGAUGUCCGACGUCGUUUUCUCCGCCGUCGUUCAAGGUCGAAGAAUCGGCAGACUCUGGAGUUUGGUUGCCCAACACAGAAGCCUCCGAAGAGUGGACGGACGCGCAGGCAGGGGCAAAACUAAUCAAGAUUCGAUAAUUUACAUAAUUUAUUACAAUUUUAUUCAAUUAUUAUCUGAUUUGAUCGUUGUUUUUUGCUCUUUCUUCUUCGCUCUCUUCGAGCGUCAUCGCGCUAUCUCUCUCUCACUUGAUUUGUGUGUGUUCUUUGCUUUUGUUUUUCUCCCCCUUUUCUCAUUCUUUCUCUUCGGAACAUGGUUCGUUCGAAGACUUGGCGUGCACUAUUAAGAUGUCUUCUUCCUCCUCUCCUCCUUGGUCAUCUUUCAGACGGGGACUGCUGCUGCCUCGAAGCAGUACAGGUUCCUCCACGGUCCACGUCUUCCGAUCUGCUUCUUAUGCCCUAUUAUAGACGAAUAAUUUUAUCAUAAUUUGGUGAUUUCGACCUCUAAUUGAAGAGAAUCGACAGAACGCGAAGAGCAUCUCCAGUGUGUGUGUGUUUGCUUGUGGUUUAACACAAUUAUCUGAAUUUACACAUUUUUCUCCGAUUAUUGCGUUUCGGGCGAAAUUGGUAAUUUUCGACCAGAUUUAAACUAUCGUUUUUGUGUACGUUCUCAGCAAUUAUGGUGGGUUAGUCUUGCACCCUUUUUUGUUUCAGAAUUUGUUGAGCAUCAAAUUUUAUCUCAGAAAAUGUGAAAACAGUUUAAAAAGCAUUAUUCCUGAUUUUCGGUUCAAAGAUCGGAAAUCACUCUAUCAUCGCCGAACAAAUCUUUGCCGA
Culex pipiens pallens (northern house mosquito) is the source of this 3004-nucleotide messenger RNA. RefSeq names its product transmembrane protein fend-like. Bases 948 to 1910 code for a protein of 320 amino acids. NCBI's taxonomy places the organism in Eukaryota, Metazoa, Arthropoda, Insecta, Diptera, Culicidae. The transcript is spliced from 4 exons. The record is from RefSeq and is a predicted model, not a curated record.